Messenger RNA from Parasteatoda tepidariorum (common house spider), 3679 nucleotides. RefSeq names its product DNA repair protein rad50 (gene rad50). Gene Ontology annotation, cellular component: Mre11 complex; nucleus; condensed nuclear chromosome. Gene Ontology annotation, biological process: chromosome organization involved in meiotic cell cycle; double-strand break repair; telomere maintenance via recombination. Gene Ontology annotation, molecular function: G-quadruplex DNA binding; single-stranded telomeric DNA binding; ATP hydrolysis activity. NCBI's taxonomy places the organism in Eukaryota, Metazoa, Arthropoda, Arachnida, Araneae, Theridiidae. The record is from RefSeq and is a predicted model, not a curated record.
UUAUUCAAUAUCUUUUUUCUUAUUACAGAAAAUUCAAUUGAGCUCCAAAUGUGCUGAUAUAGAUGCUGAGAUGAUUGGUGCAUUAGGAGUUUCAAAAGCAAUCCUGAAUCACGUAAUUUUUUGUCAUCAAGAAGAAUCAAACUGGCCCUUGAGUGAAGGUAGAGCCUUAAAGCAGAAGUUUGAUGAAAUUUUUGCUGCAACUCGUUAUAUUAAAGCUUUAGAAGAGAUAAGAAAAAUCAGAAUGUCUAAAAUGAGUGAUAUUAAAAUAUAUGAAACAGAAGUUGGGUCAUUACAAAGUAACAAGCGCAAAGCAGAUGAAUAUCAAAAAGAAUUAGAGAAAACUGAAACCAGACUAUCUGCAUGUAAAGAUACCAUUCAAAAUAUUGAAAGUAAAUUGAAACCUUUGCAUGACAAGUUGCGUGAUGGUCAAAUAAAACAAAAUGAAUUUGGAAAACUUCAGGCAAAUCUAGAUAACAAUUCAGAACUCAUAAAAAAGUAUGAGAAGGAUGAGCGAGAUUUAAGGAACAGCAUCACUAACUUCUUUGAUGGUAACAAACAAGAACUUGAAAAAGAAAUGAAAAAUUUUGAUGCUAUUACAUCAGAGAAAGAAAAAAAGUUAUCUAAGUUGAAAAAAGAAAUUAAUAGUUUGGAGAAAAAUCUUAAUUCUGAUAUGAAGAUUAAAACUCGGUUGAUAGAGGAACUGGGAAAACUGAAAGCUGAUCAUGAGCGUCAUAAAGAACUUAUAUCCCAAAGGGACUCUAAAUUGAGAAUAAUGCGGAAGAAACUUGGCAUGGGAGAUUUGGGUUUGGAUGAAGAUGAACCUUUGGAAAAUUCGGAGGUGAUGGGUAUAAUGCGAAACUUGAAGCAAAGGAACAGUACAACACAAAAUGAGCUUCAAAAUUGCAAGAUAAAGCAUGAAGCAAAUGAAAAUAGAGUUCAAGCUGAAAUUGAUGAAUCUAAUUCUGAAAAAGCUAAAAAACAACAAAAGCUUUCUAGUUGCAAUGAACAGAUGGCUAAAAAUAAGUUGAAUUCAAGAAAUAUUAGUGCUGAAUUAUCUCGAUUAGACUCGCUGGCAUCUCUUCAAGAUAAUGUUGAAAAAGAUCUAAAAGAUGCUGAAGAUGAUUUGACAGUUUUAGAAAAUAGUGUGAAUCUUGAAGAACUUCAGAAAGAAUUAACCCUUAAGCAACGCAAGAAAUCUGAAACCUCUCUCCAAUUGUCUCAAUUAAACCAAGAAAUGCAACACUUGCAAAAGGAAAGUAAAAUCCGAUCAGAAAUUGACUUUGUAAAUAAAGAUAUUUCUUCUAAACAGGAACUGGUGGAUAAAAUUUUGAAUCGUCAAAAGGAAACUUUAAAGCAUCUUAUUACUGAAAUACCAGAUCAUGGAGUAUAUGAUAAAGUUUCUAAAUUAGCGAGAGAUUUAAAUAAGAAAGCUCAAGAGAUAGGAAAAGAUAUGGAAAAAGAACGUUCAAAAUUAUCUUCAUUGGAAACUACUAAAAAAUUUCACAUGAAUCAGCUAUCAUCCAAGAAAGAAACAUUGAAUGAAAAUCAAAAUAAAAUUUUUGAUGUGUGUGGUAGUCAAGAUUUUGAAUCUGGUUGUGAUACUUUGAGAAGUAACAUUAAAGAACUGCAAGAUGAAAAAGGAGCCUUAACAGGAAGUUUGUACCUUUUCAAUAAAUAUAUUGAAAAAGUUCGCAAGCCUCGUCCUAGUUGUCCUCUUUGUAAAAGAUCUUUUCAAGCAGGGAAUGAAGCAGAAGCUCUUAUUUCAGAUCUUCAAAAGAAACUUCAAAAUGUACCCUCUCAUCUGGAAAAUAAAACUCGCUUGAUUGCAGAAAAAGAAAAACAGUUGAAUAAAAUGUUGGAACUGAAACCUAUUAAAGAAUCUAUGUCUAUAUUGGCAGAAAAGGAAAUUCCAGAAUUGGAAUCAAAACUUGAAGCAGUGAGUGCAGAUAUAGGAAAGUCUUCUGCAAAAAUUGCAGAGCUCGAAGAAACGUUAGAUGGAAUCUCCAGUGAUAAAGAAACUGCUUCCAUUUUAUUACCAGACUUAAUAAAAGUUGAUCAACAUCAGCAGGAAAUAGAAAGCUUGAAUAGGCGUUUAUCUGCCUUAAAAACACGCAUUGGUGGCAAAGAUAUUUCUCGUAACAUUCAUCAAGUUAGUGAAGAUCAAAAUGCUUGUCAAGAAAAAUUAAAUUCUUUAAGUAGAGAAAUCGAUUCAUUGCAUCAACAAAUUAAUGAAUACAAAGACCAACUUCAGCAGUUGCGUAGUCGAAUCAAUGACCUCAAAGCCGAGAAAAAUAAAAUGUGCAGUGAUAUGCAAAAGAAGUCAUCAUUGAUUGAACAACUUGAGAAUUUAGAAAAAGAAAAUGUAAAGCUUGCAGAGACUGUUAGUGAGCUGAAAACAGAAAUCUCUACAUUGUUGGAAAAAUCAAAAGAACUUAGUAAUGCUAAAAGAACUGCUACCAGGAUGAAAGAUCAGGAAUUGGAAAAAAUAAGUAACAAAAUUCGAGAAGAAGAGAAAGAGUUAGAUAUCAUAGAAAUUAUAUCCAAAGAAAUUGAUGCAUAUAUUCGUGAUGACAAAGAAAAAACACUAAUUGAUCAAGAAGAUCGUAUUAGUGGCCUCAACUCUCAAAUAAGUGUGAAAAAAGAAGAACUUCAUGAGCAAAAAGAGUAUGAUAAAGAGCUUACUGAUGAUAUCAGAUCACAAAAUGUGAAGAAGCGAGAUUUGAAAGACAACAUGAAACUUAUUGAUACGAUUGAAGAGAUUGGAAAAUUGAAUGCAGUUUGUCAAAACUUGAAAGACAAAAUUGGUGGUUAUAACAUCCGAUCACUAUUAGCUGAAAUGGACAAGCUCUCUAAACAAAUUCAAACUCUCACCAAGGAGAGAGAUGAAACGAUUGGUCGUGAGAGUGGUUUAAAAGAAAAGAUCCGGGAGUGUAGGAAUCAACUUCUAGAUCCAAUGUUUAAGGACGCUGAGAAAAAACAUCGAAGCAAGUGCAUAGAACUGAGAACUACACAGCUUGCUUGUGAAGAUUUGAGCAAAUAUUAUAUGGCUCUAAAUAAAGCAAUAAUCAACUAUCAUCAAAUAAAAAUGUCUGAAAUUAACAAGAUCAUCAAAGAUUUAUGGAGGGAUACAUAUGCUGGAAAUGAUAUUGAUUACAUCGAAAUCCAGUCCGAUGGUGACACUGAGAGUGGUCUUGAAAAAAGUCGACGCACUUACAAUUAUCGAGUAGUCAUGUUUAAAGGUGAUACUCCUAUUGAUAUGAGAGGAAGAUGCAGUGCUGGACAAAAGGUGCUGGCGUCUUUAAUAAUUAGAUUAGCUUUAGCAGAAACAUUUUGUUUGAAUUGUGGGAUCCUGGCAUUGGAUGAACCAACAACUAACCUUGAUCGUGAAAAUAUCUCUAAAUUAGCUAAAGCACUUGUCGAGAUUGUGAAAAGCAGGUCAGCACAACGUAAUUUUCAAUUGAUUAUAAUUACUCACGAUGAAGACUUUAUAGAGCUGCUUGGGAGAUCUGACAAUGUGGACUAUUUUUAUAAAGUUUCGAAAGAUAACUAUGCUUUCUCAAAAGUGUCGAAGCUCUACAUCUCAGAUAUGGCGUAACUGUGUUAAACUCUGUGAUCACACAUUCUAUGUUAUGUAUAUUAGUAACUGUAUGUUUUGUUAAAUAUAUAAUUUUAUACCAUU